AUGCUUAAUCUCAACAAUUUGCUGGAGUUACCUUACUUCCAAGAACUGAUGUUGAUAUAUGAGAUUCAAUACAAUGCCACCAGAGAUGCCCUCAAGCGUUUUCUCGAAGAACAGCCAGCUUUGUUUCUGCCCUUUUUCACAAAUUUGCUAUGGUCUUCAUUUGUGAAUCCGCUCCUGGCUUUACAAUUAAACAUGUUAGCUAAUUUAUAUGCGCAAGCUCAAGAAUCACAAGCAGCACCAACAGAGUCAGAGAUGCUAGCUCGAGAAAUCUCGAGUCACUCUCAGCUACUUCAUGACAGAAGCGCACGUAAUGAGUUCACUGAAACAAAUGUUAAUUACAGCAAAACAUUUUUGCGUUUCUCAUUACAGCAACAGAAAAACAACGUCAUUAUAUGCAAUAUUUGCGAGAAACCAAUGAAAAAUCGAGCAGCAUAUGUGAAACAUCGUAGACGUCAUCUUGGAAUUUCAGAGCUUACUUAUGCGUGUGGCACGUGUGAUAAGCGAUGCAGUGAACGCCGUCAUUUAGCAAUUCACUGCAAAAAUAAGCAUCAUGAAAUGCCGUCGCUGACAACUGAGUGUGAGAAAAAAGCUGGAAAUAAAAUGAUGCCUAGUAGCAGUUCGGAUAGAGAUACUCAAGCCGAUGGUGAUCAAAUGAAUUAG
This is a messenger RNA of Thelazia callipaeda (thelaziosis nematode), 660 nucleotides long. The record is from the annotation of a GenBank genome assembly. NCBI's taxonomy places the organism in Eukaryota, Metazoa, Nematoda, Chromadorea, Rhabditida, Thelaziidae.